Molecule: messenger RNA, 1310 nt
Organism: Manihot esculenta (cassava)
Lineage: Eukaryota; Viridiplantae; Streptophyta; Magnoliopsida; Malpighiales; Euphorbiaceae
Product: putative transcription factor bHLH086
Exons: 5
Coding region: 43-1029 (328 amino acids)
Biological process (GO): regulation of DNA-templated transcription
Molecular function (GO): protein dimerization activity; DNA-binding transcription factor activity
Source: RefSeq, a predicted model, not a curated record
CUAAGUCUCAAUUCUAGUUCAUCUCUCUCUCUCUCUCUCUCAAUGGCACUUGCUAAGUACCGUAUGGGUUCGGUUCAGACUUGUGCCUAUAAUGAAAACGUGACGGUGGAUCUUUAUGGCUUUGAUGAUGAGAACCAAAAGAAGAUGGUCCUUGAAGAAGGGGAAAGCAGCAAUUGCUUCGACAAGACUAAUAAUGGGCUGACCAUCAAGAAUUUAGCCGUGAGACAUUCUUCUUCUUCUCUUGGCAGUCCAAGCAGUGCGAAUUCUAAUGAAUUAAUUUUUCAUUCCACAAGCCAUCAAACUGAGGAAGCUCAUUCUUUGAUCAAUUUUCGCAGCGGGUACGAUCAUUUCGUACAUGCUAAUGGAUCUUUGCUUAGCUUCCAGCAGAACAAUCCACAGGCUACUAGUCACCAAGACGACUACACAACUUGGGAAGGGAACUUCAAUUACAAUUACCACCGGAAUCAGAUGAAUCCAAAGUGUAACACGGAUCCUCGUUUGUUGGAAGAAAUCAACUGCUUUCAAACAGCUAGCAACUUCAAUUCCAUGGCCAAUACUGAAACGGAAAAUCAUGGGGAUUGGUUAUACUCUGAAGGGACUAUAGCUACAGAUGUCGUCCAAGAGUCUGGUACACAAGAUGUAAACUUCCAUAAGCGUCCUAAUUUGGGAGAGAGUAUGCAGGCUCUGAAGAAGCCAUGCAAUGGUGCAACCAGGAAGCCAAAACCUAAGUCUUCUCCAUCCAAGGACCCGCAGAGUAUUGCAGCAAAGAAUCGACGAGAGCGGAUUAGCGAGAGGCUUAAAGUAUUGCAGGAACUGGUGCCUAAUGGUUCAAAGGUUGAUUUGGUUACCAUGUUAGAGAAAGCCAUUAGUUAUGUCAAGUUUCUACAGCUGCAAGUAAAGGUGUUGGCAACCGAUGAAUUUUGGCCGGCCCAAGGUGGGAAAGCACCUGAUAUAUCCCAGGUAAAGGAAGCCAUUGAUGCCAUCCUUUCAUCUCAGAAAGACAGGAAUUCCAGCUCAAGCUCAAAGUGAUUAAUGCUUUAUAAUUAGCCAAGAAGAUGAAGAAGAAGAAAAUAUGUAACAAUAUAUUGUGAAGACAACUUCUCAGGCAAAGAAUAAGCUUUGUUUUGGAAGCUUACUUUUAGAAGUUAGCAAAGAUAAUUGUUGGAUUAACCGAGAAAGGAAAUCCGAAUACCUAACAAUAAUAUUUUUGUUACGUUUUCUUCAUAAGAUCUUGUAAUGAAAUUACAUUCUAUAUUUUCCUGAUGUAAUGAAUUGAGUGUACUAAGACAACAAAAAAACUUGUAAUGAUU